GGGAGGGGCGGAAGGUUCUGGAGGGCUGGCGGGAUCUGGAAGCUUCCGCCGGACGGGUAUAUAGAGUCCGGGACAGGGCAGCUGCGGAGCCGGAGGCGGCGACAGCUGGGCGGCGGUGGCCAUGGGCAAGGACUAUUACCAGACGCUGGGCUUGGCCCGCGGCGCGUCCGACGACGAGAUCAAGCGAGCCUACCGCCGCCAGGCGCUGCGCUACCACCCCGACAAGAACAAGGAGCCCGGCGCCGAGGAGAAGUUCAAGGAGAUCGCCGAGGCCUACGACGUGCUCAGCGACCCGCGCAAGCGCGAGAUUUUCGACCGCUACGGAGAAGAAGGCCUAAAGGGUGGCGGCCCCAGUGGCGGUAGCAGUGGCGGUGCUAAUGGUACCUCCUUCAGCUACACAUUCCAUGGAGACCCUCAUGCCAUGUUUGCUGAGUUCUUCGGUGGCAGAAACCCCUUUGAUACCUUUUUUGGGCAGCGCAAUGGGGAAGAGGGCAUGGACAUCGAUGACCCAUUCUCUGGCUUUCCAAUGGGUAUGGGUGGCUUCACCAAUGUGAACUUUGGACGUGCCCGCCCUUCCCAAGAGCCCACCCGAAAGAAGCAAGAUCCCCCAGUCACCCACGAUCUCCGGGUCUCCCUUGAAGAGAUCUACAGCGGCUGUACCAAGAAAAUGAAAAUCUCCCACAAGCGACUGAACCCUGAUGGAAAGAGCAUUCGAAAUGAAGAUAAGAUCCUGACCAUUGAAGUGAAGCGGGGCUGGAAAGAAGGGACCAAAAUCACCUUUCCCAAGGAAGGGGACCAGACUUCCAACAACAUUCCAGCUGACAUCGUCUUUGUUUUAAAGGACAAGCCACACAAUAUCUUCAAGAGAGAUGGUUCUGAUGUCAUCUAUCCAGCCAGGAUCAGCCUUCGGGAGGCUCUCUGUGGUUGCACUGUAAAUGUCCCCACUCUGGACGGCAGGACCAUCCCUGUUGUAUUCAAAGAUGUCAUCAGGCCCGGCAUGCGGCGGAAAGUUCCUGGAGAAGGCCUCCCUCUCCCCAAAACCCCUGAGAAACGUGGGGACCUUGUUAUCGAAUUUGAAGUCGUCUUCCCUGAUAGGAUUCCCAUAACAUCCAGAACCGUCCUGGAGCAGAUUCUUCCCAUAUAGACACCUGCAUUCUCCAAGGACUGAGCCAGGGACUUUUCCAGAGCUGCAGAUUUCCGGACCGUUCACUGGUUGCAUACUGCGGGAGGGCCCAGGGAGGGCUUUUGCUCUGCCGAAUGUUUUCCACAGAAUAUAUUACAAUCUUUCAAAGUCGUGCACUAGACUACAGUGAUUUUUUGAGUGAUAGGCAGGCGGUGGGAACAGCAGCCCUCCUGGAAUGGACCCACCCUCUGCACCCCAGCUCCUGCCCAAGGGUGUGAGGCAGGCCUGCAACUGGACUCGCCCCUGUUGCUGUCCUUUAGUUUCUGGCUGUGUGUGGCAGUGAGCACCAUCUCAGUUGCCAGACCUUGUGCACUAGUCAGUCUCCACUGUGUGAGAGGUUCUUGUUUUAUUCUGUAUUUGUCCCAUGCCUUGUUCCUCCUCCCCAGAAGAAUCCUGUCCUGUCUUGGCCAUCUCAAAUUGAGACCAGUUCAGUAGGACUUCCAGGCCAGCAUCACAAGCAAUACCUGGUUAUGGGACCACAUGGCCAGCCUCAGGUGAGCAAGUCUCACUGCCACCUCCCUCCAGGUUUGGGACCUGGACAGUCAGGAGAUUCCCCUGAACCUCUGGCUCUGUUGAAAUCAGGUGGCUGACUUAUGGUCACAGUAUUUGUUGGUCCAGAGGUAGUCCUUAGCCAUAGCUGGGACUUCUCAAAGGCCUGGGUGAUUUUUUUUUCUUUUUUUUUUUUUUCUUUUUUUCUUUUUUUUUCCCCCCCUUUGGUGUGUGUAAUAGACUCUGAACUUUGUCAAAAGGAUAUAAUCCUUUUGAAUUUUGCACAGCCCUAGAUAUAAUCCCUUUAUAUAAAAGGGUCUUUGCUUCUGAUGAAAGGAGCCCUGUGGAACGUCUGUAAAUAUGUUUUUAUAAUUCCAUUCAAAGCUGGUGUAUGCCCAGAUGGAAGCAGGGCUGUGAUGGAGUCAGACCUUGGGAGUGAAGGGGUCUGUUCUUUGAAGCUAGCCCGGUGCUCUGACAUUCGACUCAUUGUAAGUUGCCACUACCAACACGAGACCAAAGUGUGUGACUUGUCAUUCUGCAGUGUGACAGCAUUAAAGACUGAUGGCAAACCUCA
Messenger RNA from Mesocricetus auratus (golden hamster), 2246 nucleotides. RefSeq names its product DnaJ heat shock protein family (Hsp40) member B1 (gene Dnajb1). Gene Ontology annotation, molecular function: Hsp70 protein binding; transcription corepressor activity. The coding region runs from base 122 to 1144 and encodes 340 amino acids. Gene Ontology annotation, cellular component: cytosol. NCBI's taxonomy places the organism in Eukaryota, Metazoa, Chordata, Mammalia, Rodentia, Cricetidae. The transcript has 3 exons. The record is from RefSeq and is a predicted model, not a curated record.